Molecule: messenger RNA, 2611 nt
Organism: Clunio marinus
Lineage: Eukaryota; Metazoa; Arthropoda; Insecta; Diptera; Chironomidae
Source: the annotation of a GenBank genome assembly
GAUAUUUUUGGUUUUUUUGUGUCUCACAAAGUUUUUACUUAGAAGUUUUAAGUUAAAAAGAAGUUAAUUUACAGUGAUUAGUAAUUUGAUCGAAAGGAUGCAACUUUAUCUUAAAGUGGGCAUGAUUAUCGUGCUGAUGUUGUUGACGGUCAACGCACAACAAUAUUCUUCUGACGAUAGUUUGCCAGCUGAAGAGUUGAGUGCUGUAGUGCGCGCUUUAUUACAGCCCGAGAAUUACAAGUACGAGAUGCAUAGAAAAUCUUUGGAAAAUGCUUUGGAAAACAUUCUUGCAGCUGCUGCAUAUGAAUCUGAAUAUUACGAGCCACUUGAGGAAGAUGAGAAACGUUCAAUUGCGACACUUGCUAAAAAUGGUCAAUUACCGUCAAAGGAACCUGACACCGAAAUGGAGACAUUGAGUGAUGACGACAACGGUCACAAGAGAAACAUCGCUUCAAUGGCUCGUUCCGGUCACAUUGGUGGGAAAAGAAAUAUUCAAUCAUUGGCAAGACAAUGGCCAUAUGGAAAUGGCGGAAAAAGGAACAUCGGUUCAAUAAUGCGGGACAACAUGUUUCCGGGAUCUGGAAAAAGAAAUAUUGCAUCAAUGGCGAGAAACGGAUUUGGGAAAAGAAAUGUUGGGACUUUAGCGCGCGAUUGGGCAUUGCCAAAGUUUAAUGGAAAACAACUCAUGGAUGAUGGAAAGCGAAAUAUUCAGUCAAUGAAGAACUCAAUUAAAAGCGGUAGAAAGAAGCGCGAUGUUGGAGAAAACGAAGCAUUGGAACCUUUCUAUCAAAACGGACCAGUUGACUAUGAAGAACUUUUGCAAUCGUUAAACGAUGAAUUUCCUUACUUCCAAAAUCCAGCUGAGAAAAGAUUUUUAGCAACAUCCGAUUCUGAUCCAUCUACUAUUUCAUCAUCGAGUGGAUAUCAAAAAAGGCACAUUGGGUCGAUGGUCGAAUACUUCUACCCACAAGAUCAUCUACGCCCCAUCGCCGCCACUUCCUGUAGACGUUGUGACUUUGAUCAUUGGAGCGGAGGAAAGAGUCGUUGGGGGUUUAGUGAUAAUAAUUUAGGAGUAAGGAGCUUAACAUCACCUCUAAGAACACGUUCAGGAUUUCGAUCGACACCACCAAGAGUGACGGCAUUAAGUUGGCGGGAUAGAUUUUAAAUAAGAAUGUUAAAUGCUCCCCAUCGUUAACUUUGUUUUUAUUUCGGAUCAGCUUUUCCAUUUUGUAUAUUUUUCUCUCACUCUUUAGGAUCGUAAAGAUUUACAUAAAAAAAGGAAUCGUUUAAAAUAAUUGAAAGGCGCUCAAAAAAUUAUAAACAAACAUAAGCGAAAGCUUAAUUUAAGUUAAAAAAAGAACUUUUUUAUUUGAGUUGGAAGAUUUUCCCCCUCGGCUUUAUUGUUCAUCCCAUCCGCUCAUCUAAGUGAAAGAAAAGUUCAUAUCCAACACAAAUUUAAUCUCAUUAAGAUGACAAAACGCCAUAUCAGUGAAAUUGAAAUCUCUCUUUUCUAAUUGAACAAAAAUUCGUCGUCUUACUUCAAGAAGACGAGAUCGAGUCUUUAUCUUCCAAUUUUUCUCUCAUCAUCAAUAAUAAGGACAAAGAAAAAACAAAUUUGUGGGAAUGAAAAUAAACGAAAAGCCAUCCAUCAUCAAUUAUUUUCUUAAUACAUUGUACGGCUGGAAUGUUUGAUGGCUUUUCGUAUUAUUUCUCUUCAUUUUCCACAUUGUAAAAAUAUAUGAAAAGUUUUUAUUAACCGUGGAAGUCGCUUUAGCAGAUAUUUCAAUGCUGCUGUGCAUGUGACAAAUGACAAUUUUUGAGAUAUGUGGCAUCAAACGACAACUCCGAAUACCUAAAUAUGAUUAAAACUAAAUAACAAAACUGUUGUUGUAGACAUUUUAACAACUUUUCUUACAACAAUCAUAUCCAUUAAAAAGAAAAUUUAAUUCAAAUGGAACCAAAAUGAAAUUAUUGACAAUAUUUUUACAAGAAUCGGAAAAGACAAAAAAGAGAAACGUAAAAUUUCAAAUGACAAUAACACACAAAAGUGAACUAAUUAUUUCUUCAUCUGAAAGCUACAACCAGUGGUAGAUAUCGUUGAAUUGACAACGUCACAUUUAAUUACAUAAUAAAAAUACGAAAAAGCUAAUGAAGCUUAAACAAAUAAUUGACAGAAAAGAAAGAUAAAUUUUCAUACUUACUGUUAAAAUGAAAGGAAGAAGAAAGAAAGAAAAAUAUUUAAAAUAUUUACAUUUAAAUCCUUGAGACAAUAUAAAAACGUGAAGAUGGCUUAAGCUGUCAUAUAUAUGAAAAUUCUUUAUAAAUCUUUGCAUGUAAAUAUUUAUCAAUCUCUUGAGAAACAUUAUAAAACACAAAUAUUUCAUCUCUCUCACUCUCUCUAAGUAUUUCAUUUUAUUCUUCAGAUAGAAACAAAAAUGUAACAACAAUUGACAUCAUAAUUAUGAACAGAAAAAACUUAAAAGAAAAAUGAACAAUAAAAAAUUUUAGUUGAUAGAUAGACGUCAGGGAAAAAGCUUUUCUUCUUGCAUUUAGUGCAUAUGUAAAGAGCUUUUACUUCUGAUGUCACAUUCUAUUAUAAAAUCGAGUAAAA